Molecule: messenger RNA, 729 nt
Organism: Peronospora matthiolae
Lineage: Eukaryota; Oomycota; Peronosporomycetes; Peronosporales; Peronosporaceae
Source: the annotation of a GenBank genome assembly
AUGGUGCUGAGCCUGAUCGACCAGUCGAAGCGCACGGCUGCGCGUCGAGCUGUGGACGAGUACGUCCAGAGCGGGUUCGUUGUGGGCAUUGGCAGCGGCUCGACGGUUGUCUACGCCGUCGAGCGCCUCGGUGAGCUCGUGGAAGAGACGAAGCUGUCAGGCAUCAAGUGUAUCCCCACGUCUUUCCAGGCAAAACAGCUCAUUGCCCAGCACAAACUCACGCUCACGAGUUUAGACGAGAGCCCCGUGAUCGACGUGACUAUCGACGGCGCUGAUGAAGUGGAUCUACAGCUGAACUGUAUCAAGGGCGGCGGUGGCUGUCAGCUCCAAGAGAAGGUUGUGGCUUUUGCAGCCAAAAAGUUCGUGAUUGUUGCUGACUACCGCAAAGAAUCCAAGAAGCUCGGCGAGCACUGGACCCAGGGCGUGCCCGUGGAAGUCGUUCCCAUGGCAUACGUGCCACUCAUGCGUUAUCUCGAGGAGAAGUUUGGUGGCAAGCCAGUGCUGCGGAUGGGCAAAUGCAAGGCUGGUCCGGUGGUCACCGACAAUGGCAACUUCGUGCUCGAUAUUAAUUUUGGGGAGAUCGACGACCCAAAGACGCUCUGCGACAGUCUCAAGCUUGUUCCUGGAGUGGUGGAGGUCGGUCUUUUCUGUGGCAUGGCCGAAAAGGCGUUUUUUGGACAGACAAAUGGCUCAGUGACGACGCGGGUUGCCCCGAAGUCUGCUCAGUGA